AUGGCAACAUCGACAUCCACAGCAGCUUCUUCCGGCAACAAUAACAGUGUCAGCAGAGAAGGGUCGGCGAAAACUUUGGCGGCUGAUCAAAUUUCACAGGCCAUCCAGUCCACCUCCAACCUCCUCCACCUCAUGCUUCAGUCUUCCCCUGCUCAGGCUGAAUUGAUGAAACUUCCAAGAAGCCUUUCGGCAAAGGCAGCUACCAUAAAAAACACGGAAUCAGUAUGCUGA
Messenger RNA from Oldenlandia corymbosa var. corymbosa, 231 nucleotides. Lineage: Eukaryota; Viridiplantae; Streptophyta; Magnoliopsida; Gentianales; Rubiaceae. The record is from the annotation of a GenBank genome assembly.